Messenger RNA from Megalops cyprinoides (Indo-Pacific tarpon), 6327 nucleotides. It is a transcript of the gene cyfip2, whose product is annotated as cytoplasmic FMR1 interacting protein 2. NCBI's taxonomy places the organism in Eukaryota, Metazoa, Chordata, Actinopteri, Elopiformes, Megalopidae. The transcript is spliced from 29 exons. The record is from RefSeq and is a predicted model, not a curated record. Gene Ontology annotation, cellular component: synapse; neuron projection. Bases 247 to 4005 code for a protein of 1252 amino acids. Gene Ontology annotation, biological process: apoptotic process; cell projection assembly; regulation of actin filament polymerization. Gene Ontology annotation, molecular function: small GTPase binding.
GCCGUGCUGUUUUUGUGGGUCGUUGUCGCUUUAAGGAAAUGCACUUGCAGCCAUUUUCUGGUCUUUGUGUUUAGUGGAUUAGCGGACAGGCAUUAUACCCGAGAAGAGCAUCACUUUAAGGCGAGGGACAGAAAUCGUUUAAAACACUACUUUGUAACCGUGCGGUACGACCUUGUCCGUCGGCAGCACCCUGAACGGACAUGCAAGUUUCAGACUGAGCUGUGGUGUGAGUGAACCCGUAUUGCCAUGACGACCCACGUGACCCUUGAGGAUGCGCUGUCCAACGUGGACCUGCUGGAGGAGCUGCCGCUCCCGGACCAGCAGCCCUGCAUCGAACCCCCGCCCUCCUCCAUUAUGUACCAGGCCAACUUUGACACCAACUUCGAGGACAGGAACGCGUUUGUCACGGGGAUCGCCCGCUACAUCGAGCAGGCCACCGUCCACUCCAGCAUGAAUGAGAUGCUUGAGGAGGGCCAUGAGUAUGCUGUCAUGCUGUAUACCUGGAGGAGCUGCUCAAGAGCCAUUCCACAGGUGAAGUGCAACGAGCAGCCCAAUCGUGUGGAGAUCUAUGAGAAGACUGUGGAGGUCCUGGAGCCUGAGGUCACCAAGCUCAUGAAGUUCAUGUACUUCCAGCGGAAGGCCAUCGAACGUUUCUGCAGCGAGGUGAAGCGGCUGUGUCACGCCGAGCGCCGGAAGGACUUUGUGUCCGAGGCGUACCUGCUCACGCUCGGCAAGUUCAUCAACAUGUUCGCCGUGCUGGACGAGCUGAAGAACAUGAAGUGCAGCGUCAAGAACGACCACUCGGCGUACAAAAGGGCAGCACAGUUCCUGAGAAAGAUGGCCGACCCUCAGUCUAUACAGGAGUCCCAAAACCUCUCCAUGUUCCUGGCCAAUCAUAACAGGAUUACACAGUGUCUGCACCAACAGCUGGAGGUGAUUCCGGGGUAUGAGGAGCUUCUGGCUGACAUUGUUAACAUCAGUGUGGACUACUAUGAGAACAAGAUGUAUCUGACACCCAGUGAGAAACACAUGCUGCUGAAGGUGAUGGGCUUCGGUCUUUACUUGAUGGACGGAAAUGUCAGCAACAUCUACAAGCUGGACGCCAAGAAGAGGAUAAACCUGGGCAAGAUCGACAAGUUCUUCAAACUGCAGGUAGUACCGCUGUUUGGUGACAUGCAGAUCGAGCUGUCCCGAUACAUUGAAACCAGUGCCCACUACGAGGAGAACAAGUCCAAGUGGACCUGCACUCAGAGCAGCAUCAGCCCCCAGUAUAACCUGUGCGAGCAGAUGGUGCAGAUCCGGGACGACCACAUCCGCUUCAUCUCGGAGCUGGCCCGCUACAGCAACAGCGAGGUGGUGACGGGCUCCGGCCUGGACAGCCAGAAGUCGGACGAGGAGUACCGGGAGCUGUUCGACCUGGCGCUGCGGGGCCUGCAGCUGCUGUCCAAGUGGAGCACGCACGUCAUGGAGGUGUACUCUUGGAAGCUGGUGCACCCCACCGACAAGUUCUGCAACAAGGACUGUCCCGGGACAGCCGAGGAGUACGAGCGUGCCACGCGCUACAACUACACCAGCGAGGAGAAGUUCGCCCUGGUGGAGGUGAUCGCCAUGAUCAAGGGCCUGCAGGUGCUGAUGGGCCGCAUGGAGAGCGUCUUCAACCAGGCCAUCCGCAACACCAUCUACGCCGCCCUCCAGGACUUCGCCCAGAUGACACUGAGGGAGCCGCUGCGGCAGGCAGUCCGCAAGAAGAAGAACGUCCUCAUCAGUGUCCUCCAGGCAAUUCGGAAGACGAUUUGUGACUGGGAGGGGGCGAGGGAGCCGCCCAACGACCCCUGCCUGCGAGGGGAGAAGGAUCCCAAGGGGGGAUUUGACAUUAAAGUGCCUCGCCGAGCUGUGGGGCCUUCCAGUACACAGCUGUACAUGGUACGUACCAUGCUGGAGUCCCUGAUCGCAGAUAAGAGUGGCUCCAAGAAGACGCUGCGCAGCAGUUUGGACGGCCCUAUAGUGCAGGCCAUCGAGGACUUCCACAAGCAGUCUUUCUUCUUCACCCACCUGCUCAACUUUAGCGAGGCCCUGCAGCAGUGCUGCGACCUGUCCCAGCUGUGGUUCCGGGAGUUCUUCCUGGAGCUGACCAUGGGCCGGCGCAUCCAGUUCCCCAUUGAGAUGUCCAUGCCCUGGAUCCUCACCGACCACAUCCUGGAGACCAAGGAGCCCUCCAUGAUGGAAUAUGUGUUGUAUCCAUUGGACUUGUACAAUGACAGUGGUUACUACGCUCUGACCAAGUUCAAGAAGCAGUUCCUGUACGAUGAGAUCGAAGCCGAGGUGAAUCUAUGUUUUGACCAGUUUGUCUACAAGUUGGCAGAUCAGAUAUUUGCCUACUACAAAGCAAUGGCUGGGAGCGUCCUGCUUGACAAGCGCUUCCGAGCGGAGUGUAAAAACUACGGCGUGAUCAUCCCGUACCCGCCCUCCAACCGCUACGAGACUCUCCUGAAGCAAAGACAUGUGCAGCUCUUGGGCCGCUCCAUUGACCUGAACCGGCUCAUCACCCAGAGGAUCUCAGCAGCCAUGUACAAGUCCCUCGACCAGGCCAUCAGCCGGUUCGAGAGCGAGGACCUCACCUCUAUUGUGGAGCUGGAGUGGUUGCUGGAAAUAAACCGGUUGACGCAUCGCUUGCUGUCGAAGCACAUGACCCUGGACAGCUUUGACGCCAUGUUCCGCGAGGCCAACCACAACGUCUCCGCCCCCUACGGGCGCAUCACGCUGCACGUCUUCUGGGAGCUCAACUUCGACUUCCUGCCAAACUACUGCUACAACGGCUCUACCAACAGGUUUGUAAGGACAGCCAUUCCCUUUACCCAGGAGCCUCAGAGGGAUAAACCAGCCAAUGUUCAGCCUUACUACCUGUACGGGUCCAAGCCCCUGAACAUCGCCUACUCCCACAUCUACAGCUCCUACAGGAACUUUGUGGGCCCCCCACACUUCAAGACCAUCUGCCGCCUUCUGGGUUACCAGGGAAUCGCCGUGGUGAUGGAGGAGCUGCUCAAGAUUGUCAAAAGCCUGCUGCAAGGCACAAUCCUCCAAUAUGUGAAGACUCUUAUAGAGGUGAUGCCCAAGAUCUGCCGGCUACCACGCCAUGAGUACGGAUCUCCAGGCAUCCUGGAGUUCUUCCACCACCAGCUGAAGGACAUCAUCGAGUACGCCGAGCUGAAGACGGACGUCUUCCAGAGCCUGAGGGAGGUGGGGAACGCCAUCCUCUUCUGCCUGCUGAUCGAGCAAGCCUUGUCCCAGGAAGAAGUGUGCGACUUGCUGCACGCUGCCCCCUUCCAGAACAUACUCCCCAGGGUCUACAUCAAAGAGGGGGAGCGUCUGGAGGUGAGAAUGAAGAGGCUGGAAGCAAAGUAUGCUCCCCUUCACCUGGUUCCCCUGAUUGAGAGACUGGGAACCCCACAGCAAAUCGCGAUCGCGCGCGAGGGCGACCUGCUGACGAAGGAGCGCCUGUGCUGCGGCCUCUCCAUGUUCGAGGUGAUCCUGACGCGCAUCCGCAGCUACCUGCAGGACGCCGUGUGGCGCGGGCCGCCGCCCACCAACGGCGUCAUGCACGUGGACGAGUGCAUGGAGUUCCACCGGCUCUGGAGCGCCAUGCAGUUCGUCUACUGCAUCCCCGUGGGCACGCACGAGUUCACCGCAGAGCAGUGCUUUGGAGACGGGCUGAACUGGGCCGGCUGCGCCAUCAUCGUGCUGCUGGGUCAGCAGCGACGCUUUGACCUCUUUGAUUUCUGCUACCAUCUGCUGAAGGUCCAGAGGCAGGACGGCAAGGACGAGAUCAUCAAGAAUGUGCCCUUGAAGAAGAUGGCCGACCGCAUCAGGAAGUACCAAAUUCUUAACAACGAGAUCUUCGCCAUCCUCAACAAGUACAUGAAGGCCGUGGAGACGGAUAGUUCCACCGUAGAACACGUUCGCUGUUUCCAGCCCCCUAUACACCAGUCCCUGGCCACCACCUGUUGAAGUCAAGCCUCCUGUCAUCUCCUAGGCACACCGCUACACCCCCCUCCUCUCUAGUCCUGACCCCCCAUUUGAACAGAACUCGUCACCUUGUUGGUUUUGAGGGUCAUGCAGUUUUCACCUUUUCCUUCAUUCCCCUUUGUGUGAAUGCAUGUAUGCCAGUCCUUAUAAAUGUAAGCAAAAUAAGGACUGGCUCUGCCAUGGCUGCUGUCCUGCGGCAUCAGGGGGGGUAGCCCCCAGUGCCAGUGACCAUACAACCAUGAACACUCAAUACCCCCCUCAAAUCUGGGGGCUCAUGCAUUUCCCUGCUUGUUUUAUUUUUAGGAAAAGGAUUUAAUCUAUUAUGAGUUGUUCAGAGCGUUGAGGGGAAAAAAGAGAAACUAGCAGUUGAAAUACUAUCACAAGUUCCCUUGAGGCAGCAGAGUGGAUUUCAGAAGUUGGUAGAGCCGCAUCCUCAGCCAAUGCUUACUGAAGCAGACAUGAUCAAAUUUCAUUAAUUAAUCAGUCAACACACAGAAGAAAAGUGGGGCCAUAUUCAGUAUAAGUUUACUGAUUAAAAGACUUCAUUAAAGCGUUUUUUGCCUGUAUAACUUUGUAAGUGUUCUGGGAACCAAAUUAUGAUUUUGUUGGUUAAAGUUUAGGACAAAAGACUUUGGGACUACUUUUUGAAUCAGCACCCUAAAUGAUAUAAAAGAUGUUGGUUUAGUUGUUUAACUUAAUUAUGUUGUUAUUUUAAUGUUUCAUUAUAUUUAAGCUCAUUGUGUUGACUGGAGCCCCUCAAAAACCUUCUUUCUGUAAAUAUCCUAAUUAAUAUUUCAUUAUUUUAAUGCUGCGUCAGUGUAACAAAAUAUUUUGAACUGCAUGCCCCUCACCAUUGCAAAUCCAUCAGUUGUUUAUCCCAAGUAUAAAAUUUUAUUCUAAACCUUACCUAAGAAAAAAUGAGUUCAUUGACAUCACUGUCAAACAGUAGAAGUAGUGCUGUGUCACAUGGACUGGAUUCCUGUUUGUUUCCUCUGGUUCUGCGUAACAUACACAGACCCCUCCUCCGGCCCAUGACUUAAUGUUUUAAGAGGGCAAACGUUGCCUUGAAUCAUUUCACCAGUGCUGUCCCAAGCUGUCAAAAUGAGAUGCACUCAGCCAUCAAGACAAAGCAGAAAUAGGUCUGAGAUCCGUCACUGUAACCCUUGUCUACCAGACCUGAAUGAUUGAAGUAAAACUGGCAGAGAAACUGAUAAUAGCUUUCCCCCUGUUCGAUGAUACCUUGAUACCUUACAGCUGUGUAAUAAUAAUAAUAAUUAUAAUAAUAAUAAUAAUAUAAAACUUGACUCAGAUGAUUUCAAAACUUGGAGCAAAAUAUAUAUACAGGAUUAAAAAGGAUGGCCUGUCAUAAUAUGUGUCCUGGUGCUUUAAAAGAUGCUGUACUGUACAGAGAGGGAACUUGUAUGGUAGUACGGUAUGUUAGUGUUGACACACAAGGCUCUGAGCCCACAGGAUGACCUCCACGCUGGGGUCACCACAGUGUAAAUAACAGUCCCCACAAAUCCAUGUAUACAUAACCACAGAUGAGAUAUAUGAGAGAGAAAAUGAGUAGACAGCGGGAUCACACCUGUUUUGCUUUGUUGCUUUUAUUUAUUGUACUUUUUCCAGCUUUUCUCCAGCUUUAGAAUUGAGGGCAACGAUGCACCUCCUCUCCACUGCUGUAAAUUCCACUGAUGUAUUGCGAAGUGAAGUAUUGAGUGUUGUAAUUGUUAGGGGUUUUUUUAAGUAUUGAUAAUUUAACCUGUACCUUCAUACUAUGUUGGUCCUACUUCUGACUAGAUGUCAUCUAUUUUUGCAAGUCAGAUUCUUAAUGCUGUUUGUCUGUAAACAGUUUUAUAUUCUUAUUCUUUACAUAUGCAAAAACCGUGGCAUUGCUGCCCCCUUUCCAACUCCCCCAUCAGAGAAAGGUGUGCUACAUUUUAUCCAGACAAAAUCAUUCCAGAUACUUCUUGCUAGCAGAAAGGUCUAAAUAGAUGCACACAUGUAAAAUUAGACUCAACAGAAAUAUUUAAGUGGGCGGAGAUGAACAGUAGUCAAUGACAACUGGAGACCAAUCAGAUUCCCCUGUUAUGGUACAAACUGGAGGUCAGUGGGAAUUUGGGUAAAUUUGGGUUGUUACCUUUUCACCCCCAGAAGGAAAAGCAAUCAAUGAGGGGAAACAAGUCAGUAUUUAUCAUUGGCGCUUUACUUUCAGUGUUACCAAAUUAUGCUAUAUAUAUUUUCCAUUUUAUAUUCCAUUAAAGAAAAAAACAUUUUGGGAAAGAGUCAAAAAGUCUUAAAAAUGCA